AUGGGGUUUGUGGAUCUGUUAUCUGCUGCUUCUAUGCCUGUGCUCAAAGUACUCAUAGUUACUGCACUUGGUUCAUUUCUUGCCUUGGACUCUAUUGAUAUUUUAGGACCAAGUACAAGAAAGCAAGUCAAUAAUCUUGUGUAUUUUGUGUUCAAUCCAGCACUUGUAGGUAGCAACCUUUCUAGUACAAUCACAUAUGAAAGUAUCAUCUCGUUAUGGUUUAUGCCUGUUAAUAUUCUUAUAACAUUCAUAAUUGGCUCUGCACUUGGAUGGGUUCUUAUGAUGAUAGUGAAACCACCUCGACAUCUAAAGGGUCUUGUCCUUGGUACAUGCUCAGCAGGAAACUUGGGAAAUAUGCUUUUGAUAAUCUUACCAGCUGUAUGCAAAGAGAAAGGUAGUCCCUUUGGAGAUCCUAAUGUUUGCUAUGAAUACGGCAUGGCUUAUGCUUCAGUAUCUUUGGCGAUUGGAGCUGUGUUUUUGUGGUUAUAUGUGUACAACCUAGUAAGGGUUUUCACUCAAAAUUACGAUGAUAAGUGUGUCGAAUAUAUCAACCAAACAGACAUCCUGCAAAACGAUUUGGCCCAGAGUUUGAUUCCUUCCUCUGCAUCUCCGUCGACUGAUCUCAAGGAAAAUGUAAAAGUGAUGGUACAUGUGAUAAAGCAACAUCUGGAGAAGUUCUCAAGACAGAUCAACUUAAAGGCAGUGUUCGCGCCAAGUACUAUAGGAGCGAUUGUGGGUUUCAUCAUUGGAACAGUUGCACCAAUCCGAAUGCUACUAAUAGGCACCGAGGCUCCUCUACGAGUAAUCCAAGAUUCUGCAUCCUUAGUUGGGGAUGCAGCAAUUCCAACUGUAACAUUAAUUGUGGGCGCAAACCUAUUAAGAGGUCUGAAUGGGUCUAGUAUUUCUUUACCACUUGUAUUCGGGAUUAUAGUAGUUCGGUAUGUUUUCUUGCCAAUUUUUGGGAUUUUAAUAGUAAAAGGAGCAGUUUACCUGGGCUUAGUACAUGCAGAUCCUCUAUAUGUUUUUGUUCUUCUGCUACAGUUUGCGGUUCCACCAGCAAUGAACACUGGUACCAUAAUGCAGUUAUUUGGUGUUGGUGAGAGUGAAUGUUCUGUGAUCAUGUUAUGGACUUAUGGCUUGGCAUCAAUAUCGCUUACCCUAUGGUCGACCUUCUUCUUGUGGCUUGUUGCCUGA
Erigeron canadensis is the source of this 1194-nucleotide messenger RNA. RefSeq names its product protein PIN-LIKES 3-like. The transcript has 10 exons. Gene Ontology annotation, biological process: endoplasmic reticulum to cytosol auxin transport. Lineage: Eukaryota; Viridiplantae; Streptophyta; Magnoliopsida; Asterales; Asteraceae. The record is from RefSeq and is a predicted model, not a curated record. The coding region runs from base 1 to 1194 and encodes 397 amino acids. Gene Ontology annotation, cellular component: membrane.